CCUUACGCCAUUUUGUUGUUUGAGCAGAGCAGCAGCGAAGCAUCGCACAGCACAAGAAAGGUGAGCCAAGAUGGGGAUUUUCGCAAGCAUAUUUAAAGGGUUAAUGGGCAAGAAAGAGAUGAGAAUCCUGAUGGUAGGGCUGGAUGCUGCUGGAAAGACCACCAUCCUGUACAAACUCAAACUGGGAGAAAUUGUUACCACAAUUCCCACCAUCGGUUUUAAUGUUGAGACAGUAGAGUUCAGGAACAUCAGUUUUACAGUGUGGGACGUCGGUGGUCAGGACAAGAUCAGGCCACUCUGGAGGCAUUACUUUCAAAACACACAAGGCCUCAUCUUCGUUGUGGACAGUAAUGACAGGGAGCGAAUCGGUGAGGCGAGGGAGGAGCUGAUGCGAAUGCUGGCCGAAGACGAGCUGAGAGAUGCGCUGCUGCUUAUCUUUGCCAACAAACAGGACCUGCCGAAUGCCUUGAAUGCAGCUGAGAUCACAGACAAACUCGGCCUGCACAACCUGAAACACCGGAACUGGUAUAUCCAGGCCACAUGUGCCACGGGUGGGGAUGGUCUCUACGAGGGUCUGGACUGGCUUUCAAACCAGCUAAAGACAAUGAAAUGAUCCAUCACUCCUCCUCGUCCUGUCUGUCACCUCUGUCUGCAGUGUAAUGGGAGACUACACUGGUCCUGGUCUGUCUUACCCCUCUUUUCGCCUCUGUCCCCCUGAAGAGUCCGACCUUGGGCCAGUGCUCCCAUGCGUACUGUAUGUGUACUGUAGUGAUGUGUUUGGAUGAAUGAAAGAAUGUGUGUUUGUAUGCGUGAGCAGAGUGGGAGCAGCCCUGCGGUGCCUUGAACAGAGUUAACGCCGACACCUCCUCCUUUCAGGGUCAGCAUAUCCAAAGGUACUGGUUUUUAAGGACGAAGGGAUCUGUCAAGAAUGUUUGUUUAAAAAAACAUGCGCUUGUGGCAUCAAGACCAUAAUAUAGGGCUGCACAUUAUAUGCGAUAUGUGAUAACGUCUAAUAUUGCGAUGAAUACAAUUAAACCGCUCCACCGCCCGGCCAUGUUGAAUCUCUCCUAUAAUUAAGAUCUUAAGAGUUUCUGUCUGAAUUGUUAAGUCCAUAUCCUGUAAGUCACAAUAAUAGUCAGGAUGUUGUGCUAUUCAUCAUCUGUUCCAGAUGUUUUAACAUUUGUUGAACCAUUUAAAAUCCAGUUCAGUUCCACUUCCGUGACCCUGAUAUUUCAUAUCAGGCCUUAGACACAGGUUUAAAGGAUGCAUCCUGGCUGUGCCCACAAAAGACAAUAAAUGUUUUGAGUGUAGUUACAGCAUCAUUGGUGGAUUUGUGGUUCCCGUGUAAGUUUCAGCUACAUUCACGCCAUUGGAACAACGAGGCCUUUCUUAGAGUUGCUCCCACUCUGGUUUAUUAUUUACUGGUGGUCUUAUAUUGUCUUUUAUCUAGUUCUUUUGGUUAGGGGUUGUUUUCUAUUCUAUUUUAAUGUUUUUUUAUGUUGGUGUUACGCAUGACCUGGUUUACUUUAGCAUGAGCUGACGUGCCAGGUGUGCCGUCUUUUUUGAAUAAAAUGUUCUCGGGACCAAUUGGUUGGAUUCAGGAUUGGCUCAUUGUUUUUCGGUGUUGGGAUUUGCCUCCAGAGCGUUAGGUCUCAGGGCAGGUGCACACUCUUAACCAUAUCGUCAGUUCCGUGAUAAGACGUUACAGUUGAAUAGGAAGCAUCUAGUCCGACCUGCUUUAUAAAUCAGUACCGUAAAUGCCUCUUCGAUGCUUCAGGCAGUAUAGUCCCUGCAUGUACCCAGGGCGCUUCCCCAUGUUGUUAUUUAAAUGAUGUCCCUCUGAUGCCCCUUUGCACAACCUCAUCGGCUUGUAAAACACAGGGCUGUGUGAAGACCGCAGAAUAUUCAUCAGCGUUUGUUAAACAGAGGUAACACCAUGUCUUGUCAUAUUAAAGGACGAACACUAAGAAUAAUGCAAUGGAUUCAGUAGUUUUUGAGUAAUGCUGCACACAAUCUCCUCCUCUCCUUAGAGGUUUAUAGUUCUGGGCUAUAUGUUUGUAGAAUCAUGUCAAGAUAAAGAAAAUUCAUAUCAAUCAAUAUCAGUAAUUAUCAAGAUGAAUGGCAGAUUUAUGCUCCUGAGUGAAGAUUGUGGUUUUUAAACUUUUCUUUAUCAGCAGAGAAUGACAAACACUUGAUGAAUCUGAGAUAGAGCAAAGUUUUAUACCACCUCACUGUGCUUACACAGUGUAUUAGCAUUAUAUUGGAAUAUUUUGGAAUGUUGUAUUGCUAUUUAAAAUAAUAUUGUAAUUUUUAUUUAUAUUGAUUUAUCGCCCAGCGCUAGAAGGUAAUAACCAUCCCCAUUACUUAUCACCAGCAGACAGUUAAAAUGUACCAGUGAGAAUGUUACAACAGUUCAACCAGCCAUGGAACAGUUUCCUUCACAUAGAUCUCAAAUGUUCAUGCAGUUUAUUAAGAAAUCAACCAUGCACACCCAUAACAGAGUGAAGAUUACGAUACUGUCAUAUAAUUACACUGACCUCAAGGGAAAUUCAUUUUCCAGUUUUUGUUUUUCUACAUCUGGAGGUUUUCUUGGAAGGUUUAUGUAACUGGAUGACUAAUCCUUUUUGACUUUCCCCCCCUAUUUACAUGUUGUCUGGUGUUUCCUAAACAUCUGUAGGUGUGUUGGAUAAUCUGGUACAAAGCAAGAAGUACAAAUGUAUGUCUUUUUUUUUUUUUUAACUCAUCCACCUACUCAUGUUUCCAACCGCUUUAAUUUUUCCAAUGUUUCUGGACAACUGACAGCUUAUGUGCAUAUGUAUCUCUAAAGUACCGUAAAUGCUUUUUUUCCAUCUUGUCAGCAGCUGAUAAAUGCACUAUAAUAAAUAAUUAUCUAUUGUA
This is a messenger RNA of Limanda limanda (common dab), 2898 nucleotides long. It is a transcript of the gene arf2a, whose product is annotated as ADP-ribosylation factor 2a. Gene Ontology annotation, cellular component: cytoplasm; plasma membrane. The transcript is spliced from 5 exons. Gene Ontology annotation, biological process: vesicle-mediated transport; intracellular protein transport. Gene Ontology annotation, molecular function: GTP binding; GTPase activity. NCBI's taxonomy places the organism in Eukaryota, Metazoa, Chordata, Actinopteri, Pleuronectiformes, Pleuronectidae. The coding region runs from base 71 to 613 and encodes 180 amino acids. The record is from RefSeq and is a predicted model, not a curated record.